Messenger RNA from Lachnellula hyalina, 1185 nucleotides. It is a transcript of the gene OLA1, whose product is annotated as Obg-like ATPase. Gene Ontology annotation, molecular function: GTP binding; ATP hydrolysis activity; ATP binding. Gene Ontology annotation, cellular component: cytoplasm. NCBI's taxonomy places the organism in Eukaryota, Fungi, Ascomycota, Leotiomycetes, Helotiales, Lachnaceae. The transcript is spliced from 4 exons. The coding region runs from base 1 to 1185 and encodes 394 amino acids. The record is from RefSeq and is a predicted model, not a curated record.
AUGCCUCCCAAGAAGGCCGUCAAGGAGGAGAAGAUCCUGCUGGGCAGGCCGGGUAAUAGCUUGAAGAGUGGAAUCGUCGGUCUUGCCAAUGUUGGUAAAUCGACGCUUUUCCAAGCUAUCACCAAGUGCUCGCUAGGAAACCCCGCCAACUUCCCUUUCGCAACAAUUGACCCCGAGGAAUCGCGAGUCAUCGUCCCAGAUGACAGAUAUGACUGGCUGUGUGAAAAAUACAAUCCCAAGUCGCGAGUCCCCGCACAUCUAACCAUCUAUGAUAUUGCUGGCUUGACUCGAGGUGCCUCGAGUGGUGCUGGUCUGGGAAACGCCUUCUUGUCUCACAUCCGUGCCGUCGAUGCCAUAUUUCAAGUCGUUCGUUGUUUCGAUGAUGCAGAGAUCAUCCACAUUGAAGGAGAUGUCGACCCAGUCCGAGAUUUAGAGAUCAUCAGCGAUGAGCUGCGAAUCAAGGAUAUUGAGUUCACUGAGAAAGCACUAGAGAACUCGAAGAAGCUGACUCGGAGAGGUGGUCAGUCUCUAGAGAUGAAGAAGCUUAAGGAAGAAGAAGCUUGUAUUGAGAAGGUCUUGAAGCUGUUGCAAGAUGGUGGAGACGUCCGGAAAGGUGAAUGGACUGUUAAAGAGAUCGAGUUCAUCAACCCCCUUUUCCUCUUGACAGCUAAGCCAGUCGUCUAUCUCAUCAACCUGAGCGAGAAAGAUUACAUCCGUAAAAAGAACAAGCAUCUCGGCAAGGUCAUGGAAUGGAUCAAAGAGCAUGCAGCCGGUGACCCCAUCAUGCCCAUCUCCAUUUGUCUUGAGGAACGUCUCACACGCUUCGAGACCGAGGAUGAAGUCAAGGCCGAGCUCAAGACCCUUGGUGUCGAGUCCGCUCUCCCUAAGAUUAUCACCAGCAUGCGUAAAGUAUUGAACCUGGGCAGUUUCUUCACAACCGGCACAGAUGAAGUCAGACAAUGGACGAUUAGAAAUGGCACCAAGGCACCUCAAGCUGCAGGUGUUAUUCACGGAGAUUUCGAGAAGACUUUCAUCCAGGCUAUUGUGUAUAACUUUGCUUCGCUGAAAGAAAUGGGUGACGAGUCGGAGGUCAAGGCGAAGGGCAAAGUUAUGACGAAAGGAAAGGAUUACGUCGUAGAAGAUGGAGAUAUCCUAUUGAUAAAGGCUGGAGCUGCCAAAGGAUAA